Ficedula albicollis (Collared flycatcher) is the source of this 1871-nucleotide messenger RNA. It is a transcript of the gene ANKRD33B, whose product is annotated as ankyrin repeat domain 33B. The coding region runs from base 1 to 1533 and encodes 510 amino acids. The transcript is spliced from 4 exons. Gene Ontology annotation, molecular function: protein binding. NCBI's taxonomy places the organism in Eukaryota, Metazoa, Chordata, Aves, Passeriformes, Muscicapidae. The record is from RefSeq and is a predicted model, not a curated record.
AUGGUGCUGCUGUCGGGGCAGGGCGAGCAGCUGCCCGGGGAGCGCGUCUGCCCCGCGCCCGCCGCCGCCAAGGAGAUGCCCGGCGCCCAGGCGGAGAGCAGCCCCGAGCAGGGGCCGGCCGCCGAGGAGCCGGACGGAGGGCAGGAAGAGGAGGAGGAGGAUUACGAGUACGAGGACUUCUCCGAGCUGCCCGACACCUGCAGCAUCGCUUCAGAUGACUCCUUCUACCCUCCUGGAGGGCUGGACGACGACGACGAGGACCUCUGGUCCCUGGAGGGGGACGGGCGCGACAGCCCCGAGGCGCUGAGCCUCUUCCGAGCCUGCUGCACCAACAACAGCAUCGUGCUGAAGGCGCUCAUCCGCCAAGGGCCCCAGGAGGAGGAGGUGCGGGAGGCAGACCGCAACCGCAGGAAUGGUCUUAUUGUUGCCUGUUACCAGGGUUAUGUGGAUAUUGUAAUAGCCUUAGCACAAUGCCCUCACCUUGACGUGAACUGGCAGGACAACGAAGGGAACACGGCUCUAAUUACAGCUGCACAGGCAGGGCACAUAACCAUUACAAACUAUUUGUUGAACUAUUUUCCUGGGCUUGAUAUUGAGAAGAGGAAUGCGUUUGGAUUCACAGCCCUGAUGAAAUCUGCAAUGCAGGGCCGAACGGAAUGUGUGAAAGCCUUGAUGAUGGCAGGAGCAAAUGUUCAUGCAACUGACCCAAGCCGUGGACUGACUUCAUGGGAAUGGGCUUGUUUCACAGGAAGAUCAGAGUCUGCCUUCGUCAUGCAGAAGCUGAUGGACAGGCCAUGCCCAGAACAGUUUUCUGAUCAAUAUAAACCAGAAUGGCCGAAAAUGAAGGAACUCCUUGCCAAGGCUGCAGAGCCAAAAAGCUGCUUGCAGAAGAUUUCUGAGUGCGUGAGGGCAGCCGUCUCCUUCCGCUCUUUCUACGGCCCAGAAGAGGACGGGGUCCUUGACCACAUGGUGAAGGUGACAACGAGCUUGGGCAGCCCCUUCGUGGCUCUGGCGUGCCGGACCGUGUGCCCAGGCAGCCCGCCCUGCGUGGGGAAACGCAGGCUGGCCGUGCAGGAAAUCCUUAGGAAGCAGAGAGCAGAGGAGAUGCGGUCGCAAGACAAAGACCACGUCAGCAGCUACGAGAAGCUCUUCCAGAACUCCAGAGUCACGGUGGUUGCCAGGAAGAAGGAGCGCCGAGCCAGCCUGCAGCCCAUCAGCGUUGCCAUGUCCCAGGUGAGCACAGUGGCCACCAGGAAAGCCAGCCUCCUGCCGCUCCACCUGCUCCGGCGCAGCAGCGUCCGGCCGGGCUUCGUCAUCCCCAAGGUCCGAGUCAGCAAGGCUCCCCCACCCACCUUCCAGCCAGAGAAGGCCCGAAGGAGGAGCAGCGCCAAGGACGACCCCUACCUGCAGAUCCCCAAAUGGAGGUACAAGGAGCUGAAAGAGGAGCGCAGGAAGGCCGAGGAGCAGGAGAAGAACAGAGCAGCAGAGGCUCAAAGGCCGAGGCAGGUGUCUCCUGCCCAGAGCAGGACCUGAUCCAAAGGCAGCUGCUGAGAGGGUUCUUGAGCCGCUAGUCUUGUUAUCCUAGAAGAUAACAGACGGAAUGCCUUCGUGCAUCCCACUACUCAUGGAGCUGGAAUACUGAGCCAUGGCCUCUAAGGAGCAGAAAUACUGCACGUCUGAUGGUGGAGCAGGAGCGUGUUUGGAGCUGGAAGAUUUAGUGGGUUUACCAGUCUAAGUGGUGCAGUCCUCUUGUGGAUUCCUGUUUUUCCAGCUCCUGGUGAAUGACUGUGAAACAGCUUGAAAAGCGUGUUUGAAAGGAUCAUAUUCUGCGUUUGUCCAUUUUGUAAUGGACAAAAUCAAGGAGUUGUGUU